Molecule: messenger RNA, 1892 nt
Organism: Thalassophryne amazonica
Lineage: Eukaryota; Metazoa; Chordata; Actinopteri; Batrachoidiformes; Batrachoididae
Gene: cibar1
Product: CBY1 interacting BAR domain containing 1
Exons: 8
Coding region: 119-1024 (301 amino acids)
Biological process (GO): cilium assembly
Cellular component (GO): ciliary transition zone; ciliary basal body
Source: RefSeq, a predicted model, not a curated record
AUCCUCGACACGGUGCUUCGUGCUUCGUUCGAGGGAGUGCGACGCAGGAUUUGAAGCGUCGGUGUCAGAUGUAGCAUCCUUAAUUUUACCGUCAUAUUUAACACAUUUUAGUGGUGUUAUGAUGUUCAAUCGCACGCCCGACACCAGAGCGAGAGACAGCCAGACAGGAAGGAUCCAAGAAAAUAUAACUAAUGUGGAAAAACAUUUCGGACAGAUGUGUCAACUGUUUGCUACAUAUGUCCGUAAAACUGCCAAGCUACGAGACGGGGCAGAUCUGCUGGUUAAAGAAAUCAACCUCUAUGCAGACACGGAAACAACAAACCUGAAGAGCGGAAUGAAACAGUUUGCCGACCACAUAGCCAAGAUUCAAGACUAUCGCCAUGCCCAGGUGGAACGACUUGAAUCUAAGGUCGUAGAGCCAUUAAAAGUCUACGGAUCUAUAGUGAAAUCUAAAAGGGAGGAUCUGAAGACAACUCAGAUUGCCAGAGACAGAGAGGCCAAACAGAUGGCUCAGCUGGAAAGGACCAAACGGAGAAACCCCUCAGACAGGCAAAUCAUCCAUCAGGCUGAAAGUGAGCUCCACAGAGCCACCACGGAUGCUGCACGCACCAGCAGGCAACUAAAAGAGACCAUAGAUGAUUUUGAGAAGCAGAAGAUUCAGGACAUCAAGAAGAUCUUUGGUGAUUUUGUGAAGGUGGAGAUGUGCUUCCAUACCAAAGCCUUAGAGUUGUACACGUUGGCCUACCAGAGCAUCCAGAGUGUGGAUGAGGAGAAGGACCUUGAGAUGUUCAGGAGCCUCCUGCGCCCCCCUGAAUAUGUGUCACGGUUAGAUACUGUGCAAGCUGAUUCCAAAGCCUCCCUUGUUCACACCGGGUCCUUCCUGGGAACGCUGGGGACUUCACAGCAACAAAAAGCUUACAGUUGGCAGACGAGAGGACAGGAGGAGGAAGAGGAGGAUGAAGAUGAAUCUGAAGAGGAGGAAGAUGACGAGGAAGUCGGUGAAGACACAGAUGACGAAAAAUAAAUUAUUUUACUGUCAGACCAUAAGUAUUUGAACGUUGAUGUUAUUUUGGUGAUAUUUUCCACUACAGUGGUGUUGAAAUGAAACAAAUAUGAUUGCAGACCAUUUAGGAAUGAUAGACAUUUUUACAUGUAGUCCCCCACAUUUUAUAGAACAUAAGUAAUUGGGCAAACUAAGGAUUAUUGUUAAUAACAAUGGGCAACACAGUGGUACAAGAGGCUGGUGUCCUUGCCUCCAAAACAGAACCCCUUUUCCAUGUAUGUGUAGAGGUGUGUCAAAUGAAGAUGCAGCAGGCAAAAGCUUCACUGUGUACAGUUUCUCAAAGCCACAAAAGCCUUUAACUCCAGAGUUGUCAUGAGUGUCUUGGUGGCUUCCCUCACAUUCAUGCUUUUUUUUUUAGAACUGCCCACUCCAGACAGAUUUACCAUACAGUAAUUUGUAUUUAUUGAGUGAGGUAAAUUAACUCCAAGACUUAUUCAAUGACUUGGAAAUUUUCACAUAUCCACCUCCUGACUUGUCAAAAAAAAAAAAAAAAAACUUACUGUAAAAUUGAAUCAGUCAUUCUGAUAUUUGUGUUGUUUGUUCACAUAUGGCCUCUGAAAAUGGAAGGACUGUGUAUCAAAAUGGUUGUAAUUUCUAAAUGGGUCAUGAUAUUUUUGUUAAACCCCCUAGAAUUCAUCUUAAUACUACAAACACGUCUGUAUUGUUUCAUUACAGCUCUGUUGUGGUGUUGUACAGAGGCAAAACUGCAAAGACGAUUACGCCACAAAUACUUAGGAAGCUGAAAGUACACUGCUUUUCGUCUUUGUGGAACAAAAGCAAAGCAUCAUCAGAGGAUAUAUUGGCUGUUUUAAAGGUUUGUUAAAAGAAA